AUGGCGGGCGCCGCGAAUUCCGACUCUUCCCCCACUUCUUUCUUCUCGUCAGCGGGCGCCCUCGACUCUCACCGGAGACGUGAGGCGGCGCUCCUCGGCCAGGGCGCUGCCGCGGGCUUUUCUUCUCCUUCAGUCCUCGCCAACCCCUCGAUCUCCGCGGGGCUGCACAACACGCUCUGCGUGCUCGCGGGCAUCUUGCUGCUUCUCUGGUUCCUCCGCCUUCUUCGGCAACUUAUACAGGAACAGAAAAUUCGAAGGCAAUUCGCCGUUCAGCAGCAUCCUCUUCACCUUCGCGGCCUCGCGCGCUACUCGUGGGACCUGCAGCGCCUCUUUCGCAUCCACUUCGAAAAGCUCGUGAGGAACUACAACCCGGCGUCUCCACUCGCGAUUCUCCGCGUCCGCGUCGCCGUCCAGACGAAAGCCGUCAUCUUCCCUUCCUCCUCAUCUUCUUCCUCAGCUUCCUCCUUUUCUUCCGCUUCAUCUUCUUCUGCCUCCUCCUCAGUUCCUUCUUCUUCUGCAUCUUCGGCUUCUCCUUCGCGGGCUCCUGGAGCAAGCGAGACGACUAACGGGGCUGUGGCGGGCGAAGAAGCCCGGAAGUGGGAAGCAGCCGUGGCGGCUCUGGGCGAGGCAGGCAGGACUGAGCUGGAGUUCCUCCUCGAUGCCUGCGACGCUGCGACUCUUGUCGUGUACUGGGGCGUGGACGCCGAGGCGCUGCAAAAAGCGCUCGCGAAAAAAGCCGACGAAGUCAGCGUCUCCCUGGGGGUUCUAGACCGGCCGCUGCACUUUCCGCGCUCGCUGCGGCGAAUCUUCGGGGCGCGGCGUCUCGCUGCUUGCACGACGAGGCGCUCGGCGGCUCACUCUGAGGCUUCGCGGUCGCUGCUUGAGCUGGAGGAGAGAGACGGCCUGCCCUCUUCGAGUGCAGACCGCGACGACGGCGGAGAGGGCGCGUCGAGGCUGGAGGCUGGAGCCGGCGCGGACAGCGCAUUGCUCUCUUCUUCGCCUGCGCUUCUCUCGCCUUCUGAGUAUCGUCUGCGGUCGGCAGAGCUCACCGUCAAAGCCGGGAUGCACCAGCGCGUGCGCGCCUCGCCUGCGGAUCGAAGGGCCGUUCUGGGGAAUUUCGCGGGCGCCGGCGGCGAAGGCCGAGGCAGCGCUGAGCUUCCCCUCGUUGUCGUGGCAUCCCUGCUUGCGCACUCCCACCGACGUAUGAGCGAGUCAGGCCACCUUGGAGCCGUCUCAGUCUCUGAGGCCUCCACACACGUGCUCAUCCUCCGGAGGAAUCAACUCAACUCGUCUUCUCUUGGUCUGGAGCUCGCGAAGGAAGUCAUGCUGGGUGGCGGUCUUGUGCGGGCUCAGGAGAGGCUCGACGUCUAUGGCCUGGAGGAGGGAGAGAGCGUUGGCGGAGAGAAGGAGUGCCUAGUCUGCAUGACGAAUGCGAAGGACGUCAUGCUUUACCCCUGCAGGCACUGCUCGCUGUGCUUCGACUGCCUCCGCUCGCUCCAUCAGGAGCGCUGCCCGAUUUGCCGAUCGAAUUUCUCUGCAUUCGUCACGUUCCCCUUCAAGCGAACUCACGCACUCUUGCCUUCGGCCGCUUCCCCAGCCUCGCUCGCUUCGCUGCCCGCCGCGGACGGGGAGUCUUCCCCGCAGCCGUAUCCGCUCCCUGGGGGUCGAGCCACAAGCCCCGGGGGCGGCGGCGAGCAUGCCGAGAGGGCCUAUGGCGGGGCGCGCAGCCCCGGCGCCUCGUCGGCCGGCAGCGGCGGCUCGCGGCGAACGCUCGCCGCAGACCUGUUCAGGGCAGAGCGAUACAGACGAGACAGUCAAGAAGCAGCAGACGCAGAGGGAGCGGCGGAAGACGAGGCGCAGAUGCCAGUCCGCAGGCUGAGCGAAGGCGCCUGGCGCCGCGAAGAGAGAGAAGGUCGCGAGCGAGGGCGAGGGGAAGGCUUGGCGUCGCCGGAGAGCAACAGAGGUAUGGCAAGCGCGUUGCUCGAGCAGCUUCGCCAGUACGUGCAGUACGACGAGCUCGGCAGCGAACUGCUCUCCGACAGCGACACGUAG
Molecule: messenger RNA, 2052 nt
Organism: Besnoitia besnoiti
Lineage: Eukaryota; Apicomplexa; Conoidasida; Eucoccidiorida; Sarcocystidae
Exons: 10
Coding region: 1-2052 (683 amino acids)
Biological process (GO): protein ubiquitination
Cellular component (GO): cytoplasm
Molecular function (GO): ubiquitin protein ligase activity
Source: RefSeq, a predicted model, not a curated record